Messenger RNA from Sorghum bicolor (sorghum), 840 nucleotides. Its product is annotated as protein transport protein sec31-like. The transcript has 4 exons. Lineage: Eukaryota; Viridiplantae; Streptophyta; Magnoliopsida; Poales; Poaceae. Bases 1 to 840 code for a protein of 279 amino acids. The record is from RefSeq and is a predicted model, not a curated record.
AUGGAUGUCUCCGCUUGCCACAGCCAGAUCCGUGUCUCGUCGUUUGGAGGCGACGACCAAUACAACGCGUCCUCAUCUGUGUCUCGGCAUCUAGGAGCACGAGCCAUACUCGUCGUCUCACGAGACGACGACCCUGCCCUUGCAUACGGAGGAGCGGGGGAGGAUGACAAAUGUUUAAAUUCCGUGAGCGGGAGACCGGGGAUCCUGCGGCGCACCACGAACUCUUCUUUCUUCUCCGCCGCCCCACCGCUCCCGCUCGGGCUACCACCACCGCCCCGCACCUCCCGUCGCGCUGCCGAGCGACGGCGCGCAUCCGUCUCCUCCGCUCCGACCCUCCCGCCCUGCCUCCCGCGCCAUCUCGCCUCUCAUCGCCGCCCCGCCUCCCGCGCCGUCUCGCCUCUCAUCGCCGCUCCGCCUCCCUCCGUCGUUCCUGGCUGCCGGGCUCCUUCUCCGUCGUCGGCUACGCGCGUGAGGAGGGAGAAGGAGCCGCAGCGCGUGGAUCCAGGGGCAGCGGCGUCCAUCCCGCGUGAGAAAGGAGAAGGAGCCGCGAGUAGCGACGGCGGGGCAGUCCCAGGCUCGGCAGAGGCGUCAGCGGCUCCCCCUCCCGCCUCUCGCCAGUCGCCUCGCGCCCUCGCCAAGGCUGGAGCCAGCAGCCGCUGCUCCACCAAGGCGGUCGCGCCGCUUUGGGAUGCAAACGGGCCUGCCUGCGGGUUGCCCGCUGGCCCGCCGCAUCAGCCGCUUGCAGUUGUGCAUUGCACAAUCACAAAAAGGAAGGAAACGUAUGGACAGAUAACUGAACUCAUCAGGGCUACUGGCAACAGCUACGCAUCAGUGCUGUAA